AUGUCAGAACUUAAUCCACACACCAAGCAUAGAGAGUUCAACGGUGUUGUUGGUGCUCUCGGAAUUACCAUCUUUCUUCCAGCCGUGCUUGAAUUUUUUCAACUAGUGUGUAAUCCCACAUAUUCAAUAAAAGGUAUUAACAUUGAUUUUCAUCAAAUCUCAGAACAGCUUCCCACUACGUCGCAGCAGUGGCUAGACCUAGCAUUUAACACGCAGGUUUGGAAAGCUUACUUGGCCUGGUUUUUUGGAUUGGUGGUUUUGGAUCAGAUCUUACCUGGGAAGGAAUUGCAAGGAGUAGAGUUGAGAGAUGGAACAAAACUCAAGUAUACUAUUAAUGGAGUAUCCAUGAGUGUUUCAUUGAUUGCAUUGCUUUUUUCUAGGUUGGCGGUAUCGCGAAAUUUCUACUUGCCAGAGUUGCAAUUCAUUUAUGACCACCAGCUCCAUCUUGUGAUUACAACAAUUAUUUUUUCUUUCAUCUUGGCUAUAUUUGUUUAUGUUUACUCCUUUGUGCCAUUGACCAAACCUAAUGGCAAGGGUACCAAGGAGAGGAUUCUUAGCGUGAAUGGAAACACCGGCAAUAUCUUUUACGAUUGGUUUAUUGGCCGUGAGUUGAAUCCCAGAAUUGGCUCAUGGGAUAUAAAACUAUUUUGUGAAUUGAGACCAGGAAUGUUGUUGUGGUUUUUGAUCAAUUUAAGUUGCGUUCACCAACAAUACCAUAUCAAAGGGUAUGUCACCGACUCCUUAAUUUUGGUAAACAUUUUGCAAGCUAUUUACUUGUUUGAUGGUGUUUUGAAUGAAGCAGGGUGUUUGUCAAUGAUUGACAUAACUACUGACGGAUUCGGCUUUAUGCUCAGUUUUGGAGAUUUGGCUUGGGUGCCAUGGAGUUACAGCUUACAAUCAAGAUAUCUUGCAAUCCCCGGUAAUGAGGUGGAUUUGGGAUGGUUCUACUUUACAGCAAUCUUGCUCUUGCAAUUUGUUGGGUUCUACAUAUUCCGCGCAGCAAACCAACAAAAAUCAGAUUUCAAAAAUGGCAAGUUGAACCACUUGAAGAGUAUUGAAACCAAAACUGGCUCAAAGCUAUUGGUUGAUGGGUGGUGGGGUAUGUCACAGCACAUUAACUACUUAGGGGACUGGCUCAUUGGAUGGUCAUGGUGUUUACCAACAGGAUUCCAAACACCAUUGACAUAUUUUUAUGUCAUUUACUUUGCAAGCUUAUUGAUUCACAGACAAGUCAGAGACGACAUGAAAUGUCAAGCAAAGUAUGGAAAGGAUUGGGACAAGUACAAAGAGUUGGUGCCCUACAAAAUUGUGCCUUAUUUGUAUUAA
Lodderomyces elongisporus is the source of this 1326-nucleotide messenger RNA. RefSeq names its product delta(14)-sterol reductase (gene ERG24). Gene Ontology annotation, molecular function: Delta14-sterol reductase activity. Gene Ontology annotation, biological process: ergosterol biosynthetic process. Gene Ontology annotation, cellular component: endoplasmic reticulum membrane. The record is from RefSeq and is a predicted model, not a curated record. The coding region runs from base 1 to 1326 and encodes 441 amino acids. The transcript has a single exon. NCBI's taxonomy places the organism in Eukaryota, Fungi, Ascomycota, Pichiomycetes, Serinales, Debaryomycetaceae.